UUACUUUUGGAGAGCCGCUUGAUCAGAUGUAGUACUUAGUGGGGUUGCCCUGUCUGUUCACUGCCUGCGAGUCAGGCUGAAUCCGAGUCACGUGACAGUUGCCCGAGGCAGAGAUUGAGAGAAAAGCGCUUCAUUCCUUCUUCCACCGCCAUACUGUAUUUUAUACUAAAUCUCAUUUUUAUUCCAACAUUUUACUCCCGCUCGGAAAACACGUGAAGGACAAUGACUGGCAAGACUCAGACCAGCAAUGUCACCAACAAGAAUGACCCCAGAUCCAUCAACUCCAGGGUUUUCAUUGGCAAUCUCAACACAGCGAUAGUAAAAAAAGCUGACAUUGAAGCUAUCUUUGCCAAGUAUGGGAGAAUAGUUGGCUGCUCGGUACACAAAGGAUAUGCAUUUGUUCAGUACAUGAGUGAAAGAAAUGCACGGGCUGCGGUUGCAGGGGAGAAUGCAAGAAUUAUUGCAGGACAGCCACUCGACACAUCCUUACCUGUCCCCGCUUUGAGAGUCUCUGAUACCCCUAGGAAUGCAUGCUUUUUUAAAGAUAUCAAUAUGGCUGGUGAACCAAAACCCUACAGACCAAAAGCUGGAUCCAAGAGACCUCUCUCUGCCCUUUAUAGUGGUUAUGAAUUUGAUUAUGACUACUACAGAGAUGAUUUCUACAAUCGGCUAUUUGAUUACCACGGCCGUGUGCCGGCUCCUCCCCGAGCGGUGAUCCCAUUGAAGCGGGCUCGGGUGACAGUGCCCUCCACACGCAGAGGCAAAAGCACCUUCCCCAUAAAAGGAGUGUCAAGAUCAAUGACAGGCUCCUCAUCUUCAGGACCCAAAUUAAAAUCGGAUGAGCUCCAGACAAUCAAAAAGGAACUGACACAAAUUAAAACAAAAAUUGAUUCCCUGCUGGGCAGACUGGAUAAGAUUGAGAAGCAGCAGAGAGCAGAAACUGAUGUUCAAAGAAAAUAUGAAGUUACCACAGGGUCUCUUCAUGAAGAAUCCAUAUCUGAGAAUGCAGACAACUCUACAGAGGAGCCAGGUGAAGGAGGUCCUGAUGCUGACGGGGACGAAAUGACUGAUGGGAUAGAGGAGGAUUAUGAUGAAGAAGGCAGUAAUGAUCUGAUAGAGAACCAUUUAUCAGACAUAGAAGACACCAGCAAUUGAUACAAAGUACGGUAAAACAAGCAGAAGAUGCCGAACACCCCAGAAUCAGCUUCAGAGACACAAUGUGAAUGUACACGAAGAAAGUGACCCAACUUCCUACGCGAGAAAUGAGGAAAUCUGCAAAUCUAAUACCAGUAUUCUGAAAGAUGUGGUAAUUCUUUCACACAAAUAAUAUCCGCCUAAAAAGAGCUUCUUCAAAUAGCAGACUAAAUGUGAAUAAUAAAAUUCAGAAUUUGUAGUUAUCACUAAUACAGUCACUUGGACGUGAUCUACAUCUGAUAUUGUCACUACUGUUUCUUUGUCCUGGAUUACUGGAACCAAAAUGUUUGUCUGCAUUUUCCAUGCAGUAGUCAGUAGAAAGCUAUAAUUGGUUUUGUUAGUUGUUUCUGUAUAAUACUGUACACAAGAAAGGUAAGAAAUAUGACAAUUAGCACAGAGAAUUAAAAAUGCAGUUGGAAGAUAAUACCACAUUUAUCAAUCCUUGUUUUUUUUUCUUCUGUUGCCCAUCCUGUGAUGUUUUAUGAGGUUGUUAUGUAAUAGUACAUUUGUAAAACACUUGGGCCGGUAAAAGUCCAAUGAAAUGACAUGGUGAUUUAUGUUGAAAUUCUGACAGCAUUUUAUAGAAAUGUAAAAUAAUUGUAAAGCUAUUUUUAUGACCGGCAUGUUUUGUUGUUGAUCUUUAUUUCAGGUUGAUGAUUGUGUGGCUUCGGCUUUUGUUGAGUAACACACAACAGAUUCACAAAGCAGUUUAAUACUGCAUUCAGUAGAAUUUGUGUUACUGGUGUAUUGGGUGCAGUGUGUUACAUGUUAUCAAGAGUACUAUCCAAUAUAAACCAUGGAACGCUGACAACAAAAAGUACCAGUCGAUUCCCUGGCAUAAACAUGAAUAUAUACAUUUUUAGUAGAAAGUGGUGUAAUGUAUAUUGAAUCAAAAAGUGAAACUUCCACAAAUAGGGCUUGUUGUCAAAAAAGAGUUAGAGAACCUGAAUUAAUUUUGUUCCCUGGGAUGUCUAGAAAAUGCCUUUUGUUUUAACUAAUCGGUUGGUUUUCAUAGCAUUUCUUUGAACAAAAAGAAUUAUCCAGACCGUUUUUUUCCACUGGAGACCUGGUUUUUCACACCUGCAUAAAACUUUU
Messenger RNA from Polyodon spathula (Mississippi paddlefish), 2289 nucleotides. RefSeq names its product RNA-binding Raly-like protein. Lineage: Eukaryota; Metazoa; Chordata; Actinopteri; Acipenseriformes; Polyodontidae. Gene Ontology annotation, cellular component: nucleus. Bases 223 to 1155 code for a protein of 310 amino acids. The transcript is spliced from 10 exons. Gene Ontology annotation, molecular function: RNA binding. The record is from RefSeq and is a predicted model, not a curated record.